AAAAAAAAAAAAACCAGAAAGCCUCUCGAUUUUUCUCCCUUCUCCCUUUUGCAGAUCUGCGACGGCCACCAUCACCCUUGUUCCUUCACCUCCGACCUUCACCAUCUCCCUUCUCCCUUCUGCAGAUCUGCACGGCCACCAUCACCCCUGUUCCUUCACCUCCAACCUUCACCAUCCUCUUGCUAGCUAAUCGUCACUCUCAUCUCACCAAUCACCAAGAAGACGAUGUAGAUCUAGCCGCAAGCCCCUUGGGACUCUGACCUUGACAUUUUCUUGCGUCUCAUCAUCAUCACUGCCUCCACCUUCAUCACCGUAUGUGGCAUGCCAAUUGGAACCAUAAAGCUGACUAUAAAAAAUAUUUUCCAACAUGGCAUGUGAGGCGGGAUCUUUCCCUCCACAUAACAGACUUCAUCCGCAACAUGAAGAAAUUGCAAGGCUUAAACCCAAAGAACUUCGGCGGAGCCAAUAUCUACAACGGCAUUAUGAUCCGUUACGUCAAGGCUUUGCCGGCAUACCGAGCCAACCGGAGGAUUCUGUGGUGAUUGAUUUCAACUAUUACCGCGUUGACAAUGCUUCCACCCCGAGGCUAAAGGAAGACAUCUGGGAAGAAAUCAAGCAAAUGGCAUUCUUCAAGUAUGGCGUGCGGCCACAUUGGGCGAAGAACAAGAAUCUUGGGUUCUUGGGAGUGCAGAGUAAUUACCCAAACUUCAACAAAUUCAUUGCGGAGAAGAAACAAUUGGACCUGCAAGGCAUAUUCUCUAGCAAAUUGUCGGAUCAGAUAUUGUUGGGAAGCAAAGCUACUAAUAAAGGCAACGGGUGGGGAAGGACAGUGCAUUUGCUCAUAGGACAAACAUUGCAGUCCGAGCACAGGGAAUCUACCUCUAAUUUGGAGAACAUUCAAGGGGUCAAUGCAAUCACUACUUGUACUGGUAAGGUUAUAGAGCCAUUGCAAAAAUCAUCUAAAUUGAAGGGUGUUACUCCAAGUAGCCGUGAAGAUGACCUGUUGGAAGAACCUGAGAAGGAGGUCCCAAUUCGAGUUCCUUUCCCUCAAGCUCUUAAAUCUGGAAAGAUUUCAGACAAUCAAGGUACCAACUUAUGCCAAAGUGAUCAAGGAUCUAUGCACCAUAAAAAGGAAACACCAUGUCAAGAAAACUGCAUUCUUGACAGAGUAGGUCUUGGAGAGAUAAAACCCACAUUUGUGGUAUUACAGUUGGCUGAUCGUUUUUGUAGGAAACCAAGAGGGAUAGUGGAAGAUGUUUUGCUUCAAAUUGAUAACUUUUAUUAUCCUGUUGAUUUUCUUGUGUUAGACACUCAGUCUGAAGUUAAUAGUGAGUCAAAAAUUCCACUUAUUUUAGGAAGGCCAUUUUUUGCUACUGCUAAUGCUCUCAUUAAUUGUAGGAAUGGUUUGAUGAAACUUUCAUUUGGGAACAUGACUCUUGAGGUGAAUAUUUUUCAUGUUGGGAAGCAACCACAAGAAGAUGAUGAAUGUUAUCAUUCCUACAUGAUAGAUUCACUUGUUGAGGAAGUACAAGAAAGGGGAAAUUCUAAAUCUUUAGAACACUUCCUUUAUAAUUUUGAUUUAAACUCUGAGUUUUUGCUUUAUCCUGAUAAUGGUAUUUCUAAUGUUUCUUUUAUUUCUAAUGCUGAUCAGGAUAAGCAAAAGAAGUUUUGGCAACCACGCUUUGAGGAGUUACCAUGUGAAAGGGAACAACCAAAGCCAUCUUCACUAGAGACACCAAAAGUCGAGUUAUCCCCACUUCCUGAAGGGUUGAAACAUGCAUUCUUGGGUCCAGGUGAUACCUUUCCUGUUAUAAUAUCUUCUAAACUUAGUGCAGAGCAAGAGGAGAAAUUGAUACAUAUAUUAAAAGAACAUAAAUCUGCACUAGGUUGGACUAUAGCUGACAUUAAAGGUAUAAGCCUGUUGAUUUGUUCUCAUAGGAUUCAUUUAGAAGAAGGAUCUAUCCCACGUAGAGACCCUCAAAGAAAAUUGAACCCAACAAUGAAAGAAGUUGUGAAAAAAGAGGUCUUGAAAUUGUUGGAUGUAGGAAUCAUAUAUCCUAUAUCUGAUAGUAAAUGGGUUAGUCCUACUCAAGUAGUGCCAAAGAAAUCAGGGGUAACAGUAGUUGAAAAUGAUGAGGGAGUUCUUGUACCAACUAGGGCAGUAACUGGGUGGCGCAUGUGCAUUGAUUAUAGGAAAUUAAAUGCAGCCACUAGGAAGGACCAUUUUCCGUUGCCUUUUAUUGACCAAAUUUUAGAACGUGUUGCUGGCCAUCCUUUCUAUUUCUUUCUUGAUGGUUAUUCAGGUUAUUAUCAGAUUGAGAUAGCUUUAGAAGAUCAGGAAAAGACUACUUUUACAUGUCCUUUUGCCAUAGCUCAACCUUUGUGUAACCUCCUAGUCAAAGAUGUUGAGUUUAAUUGGACUCCUAAAUGUGAAGAAGCUUUUCGAACCCUUGUCACCAAAUUAACUACCGCACCGAUCAUACAAUCACCAGAUUGGAGUCUUCCAUUUGAAAUUAUGUGUGAUGCUAGUAACCAUGCUUUAGGAGCAGUUUUAGGCCAAAGAAGGGAAGGGAAGCCCUUUGUUGUAUAUUAUGCUAGUAGAACUCUUAAUAGUGCUCAAAGGAAUUAUUCUACAACUGAAAAAGAGUUACUAGCUGUUGUUUUUGCAUUAGAUAAAUUCCGUUGUUAUCUCAUUAGUUCACCUAUUAUUGUGUUUACUGACCAUGCAGCUCUUAAGUACCUUCUAUCUAAGAAGGAUGCUAAAGCUCGUUUGAUUAGGUGGAUUUUACUUUUGCGGGAAUUUGAUCUCACAAUUAAAGACAAGAAGGGUGUUGAAAAUGUGGUGGCUGAUCAUUUGUCUCGAUUGGAGCUUAAUGACUCCAAUAUUGAAAGUUCACCAAUUCGAGACGACUUCCCUGAUGAACACUUGCUCACUGUUAGCCAAGUUCCAUGGUAUGCUCACAUUGUUAACUACUUGGUUUCUAGUGAAUUCCAUUGGAUUGGAGUGCACAAGAUAAGCGUAAGUUCUUGGUUGAGGUGUCAAAAGUUAGGUGCAUUAACUCAUCGUCACAUGAUGCCUCUUAACCCAAUUCUAGUCACUGAGAUUUUUGAUUGUUGGGGUAUUGAUUUCAUGGGACCAUUUCCAUCUUCUUUUGGUUACCUGUAUAUUCUUCUUGCUGUUGAUUAUGUGUCUAAAUGGGUUGAAGCUAUACCUUGCCGUACCAAUGAUAACAAAGUAGUUGUUAAGUUCUUGAAAGAAAAUGUGUUAUCUAGGUGUCAACCGCUUACCAUCCACAGACUAAUGGACAAGCUGAAUUAGCCAAUAGGGAGGUUUGAUGACUAAAUGGAGAGAAUUAGAAGAAAAAGGACUUAAAUGCAAAGAGCUGAAAAGAUGAGGAUCUAAGGAUAAAUCAAAAGUUUAAAGGCUCAAGUGAGAUUUUCUCCAUUCUUGAUCAAGGAGCAAAUUGCAAAGCUCAGAAAUAUGAUGAUCAACUUGCACGGAAUCCAAGAGUCAA
Messenger RNA from Rubroshorea leprosula, 3515 nucleotides. The record is from the annotation of a GenBank genome assembly. Lineage: Eukaryota; Viridiplantae; Streptophyta; Magnoliopsida; Malvales; Dipterocarpaceae.